Molecule: messenger RNA, 3744 nt
Organism: Rhagoletis zephyria (snowberry fruit fly)
Lineage: Eukaryota; Metazoa; Arthropoda; Insecta; Diptera; Tephritidae
Gene: ValRS
Product: Valyl-tRNA synthetase
Biological process (GO): valyl-tRNA aminoacylation
Cellular component (GO): cytosol
Molecular function (GO): valine-tRNA ligase activity; ATP binding; aminoacyl-tRNA deacylase activity
Source: RefSeq, a predicted model, not a curated record
AUUACUGCUUUCUUUUGUGCUGUCAUUUCACAGCUGAUAUCGGAAACUCGUCGAAGUGUUCCCGAGCACCGCGUGGCACGGGGAAAACAUUGCAGAUUACUCAUAAAUUUGUGACCGAAAACGUAAUAAUUCGAUCGAUUGGUGUUAGUUAUCCUGUAUCUGAAUUUUCGUACUGCAAUAAAAUGGAGCAACCAGUUUCCAACGGCGAAAUAGAAAACCCAACGGCGCUUACAACCGGUGAUGACCCGCCUAAAACAGCCAAGCAAUUGGAAAAGGAAGCCAAAAAGGCUGAAAAACUGGCGAAGUUGCAGGCAAAAUUGGGGAAAAAAGCAGCAGCACCUGCAGCCGCCGAAAAGAAGGAAAAGCCUGAGAAAAAAAUUAAAGAGGCCAAAGAGGCUGCCGUGUAUACAGCAAACACUGCUCCGGGCGUGAAGAAAGACAUUACUGGUGCGUUACCGGACGCUUACAGCCCACGUUAUGUUGAAGCACAGUGGUACGGCUGGUGGGAAAAGGAAGGCUUUUUCACGCCUGAAUAUGGUUAUGUUUUUAAUUAAUUUUAAGCGCACUAGCUUAUUAGAACCAAAUCCUAAAGGAAAAUUUGUGAUGGUGAUCCCGCCACCCAAUGUGACAGGUUCACUACAUUUGGGUCAUGCAUUGACGAAUGCUAUUGAGGAUGCAAUAACACGAUUUCAUCGUAUGAAAGGAUUCACCACCUUAUGGGUACCUGGGUGUGAUCACGCUGGCAUUGCCACGCAAGUGGUGGUUGAAAAGAAGCUCUGGCGUGAAGAAAAGUUGACUCGACACGACUUGGGCCGUGAAAAGUUCAUUGAAAAGAUAUGGGAUUGGCGCCGUGAAAAAGGUGUGCGCAUAUACGAUCAGCUUAAGAGUUUAGGCUCUUCGUAUGACUGGACACGUGUCGCAUUCACUAUGGAUCCCAAGUUAUGUAAAGCUGUUACUGAAGCAUUUGUACGUAUGCAUGAAGAAGGCAGUAUUUAUCGCAGUGCACGUCUUGUUAACUGGUCUUGCGCGCUACGUUCGGCUAUUUCCGACAUUGAAGUAGACAAAAUAGAUAUACCCGGUAGAACUUUCUUCUCCAUACCCGGUUAUGAUGAAAAGGUUGAAUUUGGCGUUUUAAUCAAAUUUGCAUAUAAGGUGGAGAAUUCCGAUGAGGAAGUUAUCGUGGCUACAACUCGUAUUGAAACAAUGUUGGGCGAUACCGCUGUCGCCGUACAUCCGCAAGAUGAACGUUACAAGCAUUUACACGGCAAAUUCGUGCAGCACCCAUUCUGCGAGCGGCGUAUACCAAUCGUUGUAGAUGAUUUUGUUGAUAUGAACUUUGGUACGGGUGCAGUGAAGAUUACACCAGCCCAUGAUCCCAAUGACUACGAAGUAGGAAAGCGCUGUAAUUUACCAUUCAUCACUAUAUUCAAUGACGAUGGUUAUAUCAUCGGUGACUAUGGCGAGUUUAAGGGCAUGAAACGUUUCGAUUGCCGUAAACGCAUACUAGAAAAACUAAAAGAACUGGGCUUGUAUCGCGAGACCGUCAAUAAUCCCAUGGUCGUGCCCUUCUGCAGUCGUUCCAAGGAUGUAGUUGAACCCAUGAUUAAGCCACAAUGGUAUGUGAAAUGUGAUCAGCUGGCUGCCGAUGCUACUGAAGCUGUGCGCAAGGGUGAUUUGAAAAUUAUACCAGAACAUCACAAAAAAAUCUGGUACCACUGGAUGGAGGGCAUACGCGACUGGUGUGUGUCGCGUCAGCUGUGGUGGGGUCACCGCAUUCCUGCUUAUCAUGUGAGCUUCAAUGAUGAAAGCGUAAAAAGUGGAACGCCCAAUGACGAAAACUACUGGAUUGUGGCGCGUUCGGAAGAGGAGGCACUUAAAAAGGCUGCUGGAAAAUUCGAUGUGGAUCCCAGCAAAAUAGUCCUGCAUCAAGAUGAAGAUGUACUGGACACAUGGUUUAGUUCGGGGCUUUACCCCUUCUCCGUAUUCGGCUGGCCUGACAACACAGCUGAUUUGCAGGCCUUCUAUCCUACAACAUUACUUGAGACUGGUCAUGACAUACUCUUCUUCUGGGUUGCUCGUAUGGUAUUCUUUGGGCAAAAACUGCUUGGAAAGUUGCCGUUCAAGGAAGUCUAUCUCCAUCCAAUGGUGCGCGAUGCACAUGGCCGAAAAAUGUCCAAAUCUCUGGGCAAUGUUAUUGAUCCCAUGGACGUUAUUAAGGGCAUUUCUCUGGAGGAUUUACACAAGCUACUUUACGAUUCCAAUCUAGAUCCACGCGAAAUUGAAAAGGCCAAAGCUGGGCAAAAACAAGACUUCCCAAACGGCAUACCCGAAUGUGGCUCAGAUGCGCUACGCUUUGCUCUAUGUGCCUACAUUACACAAGCGCGUGACAUCAAUUUAGAUAUAAAUCGAGUGCAGGGUUAUCGUUUUUUCUGUAAUAAGUUAUGGAAUGCAACGAAGUUUGCGCUGAUGUACUUCAGUGGCGAUGAGAAGUAUUCGGCAGAUUUGCCUCUCAGCGGAAAUGAAAACAACAUGGAUUUGUGGGUGCUAUCACGUUUGGCCACUGCUAUCGACACAUGCAACACUGGAUUCGCGCAGUAUGACUUUGCAGCUGUGACGAGCGCUUGCUACAGUUUUUGGCUAUACGAUUUGUGUGAUGUCUACUUAGAGUGCGUCAAGCCGAUCUUCCAAAACGGGAGCGAGGAACAGAAAGCCGCUGCUCGUCGUACUCUCUUUAUAUGCUUAGAUUUUGGUCUGCGGAUUUUAUCACCUUUCAUGCCGUUUAUUACCGAAGAGUUAUUCCAACGACUGCCACGUGUGGACACUACACCAAGUAUAUGUGUGGCUGCCUACCCAGAAAACGUUAGUUGGCACAACGAAAAAGUCGAAAAAGAAGUUGAGUUUAUGCAGAAAGCUGCCCGUAUAAUACGUUCAGCGCGCUCUGAUUACAAUCUGCCUAAUAAAGUGAAAACCGAGGCGUACAUUGUUUGCACCGAUGAGCAACCCAAUGCUAUAUUGAAGAAAUAUUCCGGUGAUUUGACGACGAUUGCUUUCUGUUCUAAGAUCGAAUUCGUUACUGAACCCCCGGCAGGUUGCGCUAUACUAACUGUUAGCGCGCAAUGUGAAGUGCAUUUGCUGCUUAAAGGUCUCAUUGAAUCGGAUAAGGAAAUUACCAAGUUGCAGAAGCGGAAAGAACAGUUAGACCAAACUGUGAAAAGGUUGAAGCAAGCGAUGCAGGCAGCUGAUUAUGCAACUAAAGUACCCGCUGAAGUGCAAACAAUCAAUUCCGAAAAACUACAGCAAUCGGAGGGUGAAGUCCAACGCAUUAUCGCAGCUAUUGAGACGUUGCAACUAAUGUAGGCACAAAGUAUUUUCCCGGGGGUGCUGAUGCACCUGAAUACACACUGCUCUUACCACUACGCAUUUAUGCUUUGCUUGGCAUUCAAAUUUAAUUUCUGUUUUUUUCCCCCGAAGCAUAUUUUAUUAGUUAACUUAAUUUAUUUUUAGAACAGUGGUUAUUACUAAAUUUUUAAAUAUUACUAAUAUAACGAUGUGAACUUGAGGAUUUGAAUGUUAUCAAGCGCUAGUUUAAAAGAUAUUAAAAAGUUUGGGGAGAAAUUCUUUGUUAUUGAUUGUGGUUAAGAGAUUAUAUUGAAACAACUGAAUCCAAUCCGUAUAAACAUGGAAAGUUACUGUCGAUAUACAAACACUUUUAUUGUCCAAAUAGAUGGUUUAACAUACUUAAUA